This is a messenger RNA of Anastrepha obliqua, 975 nucleotides long. RefSeq names its product E3 ubiquitin-protein ligase TRIM9-like. The transcript has a single exon. Bases 1 to 975 code for a protein of 324 amino acids. The record is from RefSeq and is a predicted model, not a curated record. Gene Ontology annotation, molecular function: zinc ion binding. Lineage: Eukaryota; Metazoa; Arthropoda; Insecta; Diptera; Tephritidae.
AUGGAGGACGAACUACGUUGCCCGACAUGCAAACAACUUUUCGCCAAUCCGGUUUUGUUGCCCUGCUUCCAUGCCCUCUGCUUGGGUUGUGCACUUGACAUACAGACCGCUUACACGCCCGCCUCAGCAUUGGCCGCUAUCAACGCCGGCGCUGGUCUCGUCUCGAACGGCAACAUCAACAGCGGUUGCUUAGUUCAUUCGCAUCCAUUGCACGGCACAACAGCACAUGGUAGCACCGUUACCACUACUGCUACAGUCCAUUCACACAGUGGCGUUGGUACGCCUGCACCACCACCUUCACAUCCACCGUCGACACGUCAUUCUUCGAAUAGUUCAGCCGCCAGCACUGCCAGCUCGGCUACGGGCAGCGAAAGUGUCACAUCCGAUCAGGAUCAAGCCGAUAAGGUGAGCAUCUUGAGUGAGGCUGAUUCGGGUGUUGUCUGCUGUUCGAACACAUCUCGUCCGGUUUCGUACGCUGGCACUGCACAGUUGCAGGGUUUAUUGCAGGGCGCUGCUGCUGCGCCACCCGGUGCCGCUUUCUAUCUCACCUGUCCGCUCUGCCGGAAGCUGGUGUUCUUCGACGAGGGUGGCGUGCGCAACUUGCCCGCCUAUCGCACCAUGGAAUCGAUUGUUGAUCGUUUUUGUGCACGCGAGGCGCUACGUUGUCAAAUGUGCGAAACAGAUCCGAAGGUCGCCUCGACUGUGUGCGAGCAAUGUGAGAUACGUUACUGCGAUGCAUGUCGGGAGCUGUGUCAUCCAGCACGUGGGCCGUUGGCCAAACAUAAUUUGGUGAAGCCGCGCAAUGCGGCACCGCAAAGAGAGUCCGUCUGUGGCGACCAUGCCGAUACGUUGUCAAUGUACUGUUUGGUGUGCAAGAUGCCCGCCUGUCCACAGUGCAUCGCCGAGAAACAACAUCCCGGACAUGAAGUGCAGUCCAUCAGCGUCACUUGCAAGGCACAAAAGGUAAGUGCGUAG